AUGUAUUUUAGAAAGGAGAGAGUGAAACUUCACGGGAAAACAAACUUUGAAUAUCGAUCAUUAGGUAGAAAAAGACCAGAAGAUGCACCAAGAUUAGAGUUUUUAUCAACACCAAGAGAAUAAAAAUUUGAUUAAGUAAUAGCAAAGAGAUUAGCAGCAACAAUAUAAAAUCCUCUUUCUUAAUCUUAAGAAUUUUAUAAAAGUGCUCAUAAAACAAUGAAAUAACAUCCUGAAAUAAGUCGACCAAGGUAUAUAAUUAAUAAGAUAGUAAGAUUUGCCCAUUUAGAAGAGAAACCAAGACGAAAACCAGUUUGGGUUGGUGAUUCAUAUUUAGUAUAUACAGAUGUAGAAGGAAGAGAAGUAGGAAGAUAUAAUCAAGAUGGAUAAUAAUAAAGUAAUAGUAUUUUGGUAUGUCAGCUACAUAGAAAGCUGAUCUUGCUUAAGCUAAAAGAGAUGAACAUGGUUAAGCAAUAUAGGAAACUUAAUUAGUUGGGAUGGAAGAGUAUGCUAAAAAUACAUUAGAAGGAAAAGUGGAUAUAACUAAAGUAAAGGAGAUUAGAAGAGCGAUAAGAAGAAGAUAUGCUAAUCGUAAGAAUUUUUAGAAGAUUUUUACAUUGUGGGAUGAAGAAGGAAAAGGAAAAGUUACUGUGAAGAAUAUUUAUCAUAUGAUUAAAAAGUUAGGAUUAAAUAUGAAUCUAGAUGAAGUUAGAGUAUUAGUAGCAAGUGCUGAUGAAGAUUUAAGUGGAGAUUUAAAUUUAGAUGAAUUUAUGAAUUUAAUAUUUAAUGAUAAUGAAGCUUUAAAUGUGGAUUUAGGAAAAUUAAAAACUCUUAAUGGGGAAUAAGAAUAAUAAUUAUUAGAAGGAGAAGAUGAUUAAAUUUAAGAUGUUUUAAGAGAAAAAAUGCAUGCUCAAGUUGAAAAUAGAUAAUUUAAUUAAUUGAGUCUAAUAUUAAAGAAUAAGUUAUCUUAGUUAAAUAAUUCAUUUAUAGAAUUAGAUCCAUCUAAAUAGGGACAUGUUAAUUUUGAAAGAUUUAGUGAAGCUAUUUAGAAGUAAAUUUAUUAUAUUUAUUUAUUUAGAUUAUAAAUAUCUGAAAAAAUUGUUAAUGAUGAAAUUAUUAAGAAGUUUUAUGAUAAAUUUAAAAAAGAUGAAUAUUAAAUAGAUUAUAGAAACUUUUUAAAACAUUUAAAGGAAUUUGAAUUAUAAAGUUAAUAUUAAUAGAAAGAAGAAAAGAAAUAAAAACCAGUUAUGACAAUUUCAUUAAAUCCUCUUUAAGAAGAAGAGAAAGUACAUAUAUUUGAUUAUACAAAAAUUAAUUCACAUCAUUUGAAUAAUAUAAGAUAGAGAGCAACAAGAAUGAUGAAAGUUUUAUAAAGAUACCUACCUGAAAAAAAUUAGUUUAUUGAAUAGAUUUUAAAUCCUAUAAAAUCUUAAUAUAUAAAUGCUCCAGAUCUUACUAAUUAACUUCAAAAUUAUUUAUAAAAUUGUGGUGAAAAAAUUGACACUAAAGAUCUAGGAGCAUUACUUUCUAUUAUGCAAUAUAAUAAUUUAUAAGUUCCAAAAGAUAUGGUUGGAUUUUAUAUUUAUGAAGAAGGUGAUGAUGAUUUUUAUGAGAGAUGUUCUUAGAAAAGAAAAGGUCCUGCUCCAUUAAAUAAAGCUGUUGAAUUAACACUACCUGCUUAAGAUACUUAAAAAUCUACAUUUUAUGAUCCAGGAUUUGGAUUAUCAUCUUUAUCAAAUAAAUUUUCACCUGAAAUGGGUUAAAUGUUAUAAAAAGUAGAAUAAUGUAUUUUUAGAGCAAGCGCUCGUUAAUAUGAUAUAUACAAUUCAUUCGAUAAAGAUAAAGAUGGUAAUUCUUUUGUUUAAUAUUAGGUUUUAUUUCUCAUGAGGAUUUAAAAAAGAAAUUAUAAGAAUUACAUAUAUUAUCAAAUAAUGAAGAAUAAUUACUCAUUCAUUAUUUGGAUCCAGAAAUGAAAGGUUCAGUUAAUUUUUAAGAAUUUUCAUCUAAAUUGUAUCCUGGAAUGACAUUAUAUGAUAGUAAAGGUAGUGUUGGAGUUGUUCCUUCUCUUUAUCCAGCAAAAGAAAGAAAUGAAAAUAUGAAAAGUAAAUUACCAUAAAUAACACGAUCUUUUGAAGAUAAAUCCUAAAGCAUGUAAUAAUUAAAAGCAGCAACUCGUUUUGGAGCUACUCCUUAACAUAAAAAUACAUUUUUAAAUGUUCAAAGACCUCCUUAAGAUUCUGCUCUUUUUUUAAAUGAAGAUGGAAGAUUUGAGAAAAAUGCUCAUUUACGUUAUUUAAGGGAGGAUCAAGAAAAAGAAAAAAACAUUUAUGAGAAUAAAUUAAAUCGUAUUCGAAAACAUCAGAAUGAAAUCCAAGAACGAAUCGAAUAGAACUAUCAAUUGUCAUUGUAAAAGGAUAGUGAAAAAUGUAAAGUUAAAGGAUUAGCAGCAUGGAGUUAUGAAUAGAGAGCUCAUAUGUAAAAUGAUUGGAAAUGAAACAUUUAUAUAUUAAUUCUUGAUACACC
Molecule: messenger RNA, 2520 nt
Organism: Paramecium sonneborni
Lineage: Eukaryota; Ciliophora; Oligohymenophorea; Peniculida; Parameciidae
Source: the annotation of a GenBank genome assembly